CGGCCGAAACACAAGCGGCUGCAGCCUCCCAUUCACGGUUAUCUCUCGAACGUGUCCUCGCUUAGACCUUGGAGUUAAUAGAUAGGCUGACCAUUACGAAACACUUGCUGUAGGAGAGGCCCGGCUGGUCUGGGCUCACAUAACACCUCUCUACCCCCUUUAGAUCCGUAGCCUCCAACACAAACCAGGUUUAUAAUGUUCGGAGGGAAGGAAUUAAGGCACGUCCUGACCCUGGCCUCACAAUGGACCAGAGUGGCGUCAGGCUCGGCACCUAACACCCUCCGGUGGAACAGUCCCUUCAUACACACAUCCUCAUGCCAGAGGAAGUGUGAGCUCACGUCUAAAAGGUAUCAGGUGGAGAGAGGAAAGUAUGGCCAAGUUAGCGAGGAGAACAUUAAAUUUUUCACUGACCUCCUGGGGCCACAUCGUAUCAUCCUGGGGGAGGCCGAGCUGGAGGGCCACAACACUGACUGGCUCGAGACUGUUCGGGGGGCGUCCUCUGUCCUCCUCAAGCCCAAGACCACCGAGGAGGUGUCCAGCAUCUUGUCUCACUGCAACCAGCAUAGACUAGCCGUGUGUCCCCAAGGCGGCAACACUGGACUGGUGGGAGGGAGCGUUCCAGUAUUCGAUGAGGUUAUAAUCUCCAUGAAUCUCAUGAAUAAGGUUGAGAAUGUAGACACGUGGGCGGGAGUCGUCACCUGCCAGUCUGGGUGUGUCCUGGAGGCCCUGGAUCAGCAUGUGGCCGAGUAUGGGCUGAUGGUGCCCUUGGACCUCGGAGCAAAGGGCAGCUGUCAUAUUGGUGGCAAUGCGUCGACAAAUGCGGGUGGGUUACGUCUGCUGCGGUACGGCAGUCUGCACGGGUCUAUACUUGGGGUGGAAGCCGUGCUGGCCUCGGGGGAAGUGGUCGACUGCAUGACGGCAAUGAAGAAAGACAACACUGGCUAUGACCUAAAGCACCUCUUCAUCGGGUCGGAGGGAACGCUCGGAGUAAUCACUAAGCUUGCAAUCAACUGUCCGUCUAGACCACAGGCUGUAAAUCUUGCCUUCCUGGGCCUAAACACGUAUGACGAUGUGCUAAAGACCUUCGUGGCAGCCAAGAAGCAGCUGGGAGAGAUCCUCAGCUCCUGUGAAUUCAUCGACAGAUCGUCUCUUGAGUGUGUGGAGAAAAACUUGAAUCUAAAGGCCCCGAUUUCGUCGCAUGAGUAUUAUAUGCUGAUUGAGACUUCAGGUUCAAAUGGGACCCACGAUGAGGAGAAGCUGAACAACUUCCUGGAAAAUGUACUUGGGUCAGGAACAGUAUCUGACGGCACAGUGGCCUCCGAGCCCUCCAGGAUGCUGCAUAUCUGGGCGCUGAGGGAGAGGAUCGCCGAGGCCCUCACACGCGAAGGCUACACCUACAAGUACGACAUCUCCCUCCCCCUGACCCACUUCUACAAGAUGGUGGAGGACAUGAGGGAGCACCUGGGCCCUACCGUCAUGCGCUGCUGUGGUUACGGACACAUCGGAGAUGGAAACCUUCACCUCAAUAUUACUACUCAUGAGUUUGAAAAGGAUGUCUUAAACAAAAUCGAGCCAGCCUUGUAUGAGUGGACGUCGAAGGUGAAUGGCAGCAUAAGCGCCGAGCACGGCUUGGGGUUCAAAAAGCGAAACUACAUCCACUACUCCAAGUCAGCAGGCGCCGUGACGCUUAUGAAACAGAUGAAGAAGUUGCUUGACCCCAAUGGGAUUCUGAACCCCUAUAAGGUACUUCCUGAUGACUGAGCAGUUAAUCAAAUCCUACUGUGAACCCAAGUGCCUAUAGAUACCGGUAAUUGAGUAUAUGUUAAUUAGUGUAUAUAUAGGGUAUGUUUGCCAGUUGGCCUGUUCGCAGUGGGGUGUAGCUACCAGAGAGCGCCAUAAUAUUCUGUGACACUUCAGUUGCAAUCGCUGUAAAAUUCCCUUUGUCAAUAGGCACUGAAAAUAGUUAAGUCAACCCCCCGCCCAAGGAAAUCAAGAGAAAAUUCAAAUUCUUGUGUUAAUUGCCAUCUAUCAUGCCCCACCUAGAAUAGGCUGGUUAAUUUGCACCUCAGUUUCUGCUCAAAUAGGGUAGAAAAUUACUCUUAAUAAAUAAACUUAAUGAAUAAAUAAACUCGGGUAAUAAAUAAACUUAAUAAAUAAAUGAACUUGGGUAAUAUUAAACUUAAUAAAUAAAUGAACUCAGGUAAUAAAUAAACUUAAUAAAUAAAUAUACUUGGAUAAUAAAUAAACUUGGGUAAUAAAUAAACUUAAUAAACAAAUAAACUCGGGUAAUAAACAAACU
Messenger RNA from Eriocheir sinensis (Chinese mitten crab), 2299 nucleotides. It is a transcript of the gene D2hgdh, whose product is annotated as D-2-hydroxyglutarate dehydrogenase, mitochondrial-like. The record is from RefSeq and is a predicted model, not a curated record. NCBI's taxonomy places the organism in Eukaryota, Metazoa, Arthropoda, Malacostraca, Decapoda, Varunidae. The transcript is spliced from 9 exons. The coding region runs from base 196 to 1761 and encodes 521 amino acids. Gene Ontology annotation, cellular component: mitochondrion. Gene Ontology annotation, molecular function: catalytic activity; FAD binding.